AUGCAAGAUGAGGUUACCGAGACAAGUAUCAUUUCGAAUGGUAGUACAGAUGAUUUGAGCAGCGUGAGCUUUCUCGAUUUUAGAUCAAAGGUAGGUUCUCCUGAAAGAGCGGAUGGGCUCUCGAAAGUAGAGAUGCCAGGGAAGGAUGAAGACUUUUUUCAAAAUCCGAAGAAUUGUGCUUCAUUAAUGAAUUGGAGUUCAUUGAAUAAAAUUUACCCAAUUUUAGGGGCAUAUGGUGGUCCUACAUCUAUCUAUCCGACAAAAUAUUGUUCAGUGAUUGGGACUGCAAAGGGAGUAAUAAUGAUAUUCAGUGCAAAACAACUCCUACUCAAUACUUUGGUGCCUCGGAAUAAAGAAAGUAAUCAUAACGAUUAUUUGCGAUCUCCUGUAGUUGCUAUUGUAGUGAGUGCCGAUGGAACUCAUUUAGCUGCGAGUUACCAAAGUGGCGAUGUCUUUAUAUGGAAUUUGAAUGCUGUGGAGGGUGAAAUGCGAAAUACGGGCCUAAAGACUCUCACUGAUCCUUUGGAUGCUAUACUUCAUAUUGCGAAGCAUCGUGGUAAUGUCAUCAAUGGUAUGGGAUUUGUCGCUUUAAGACACACUGCGUUAAUUGUUAGUGAUAAUUCUGGUCAAAUAAUGUAUCAUAACGGGUAUCGAUCUCGUCUCUGGGCCCUGACGUAUAGCUCUGAACGAAUAAUCGAGAUCAGCUCCAGAAAUCAACUGAUGAAUUCAAAAGUGGCACCUUACGCGGAGAACGGGGGUUCUUUGCAUCUUGUUGCCGUUUUAACCUCCGUCGAUUUAGCCGUGGUAUCCACAAACCCCCAUCUCACUACCCUUUUCCAUGAAAAAUUGCCGCCAAAAGUAACUCGAAGUCCUUUGACAAAUAGUUGUCUAUCGUGGUACCGGGACUCAUCCCGGGUGGCAUAUUCAGUCAAUCGCAGAAUAGGUGUCUUUAUCUUUAACGAUUUGCCGUCAUUUACUUUGCAAAGCAGGCUUUACUGGGAUGCCGACGAGCCAAUACUGUCUUUGCAAUGGGUAAAUGAGCGACUAUUGGGUAUUCUAACCAUCUCGCAUCAAUUUUUAAUGGUUGAUGUUCAAAAUGACUUUAAUUCUGUAAUAGAGCUGGACCUAUUACCUCAUGAUCUCUUGAUCCCACUCGAUAAGCAUUUUGCAAUACGUGACAACGAGCUUUACUUAUUAACACACUAUACUUUCAAGAUUGGUAAGUUCGUCACCUGGCUAGAUAUCACACUGAGUCGCGUCCAGAAGGGUGACUAUAUCGGCGCAUUGACUUUCUUCAGGUCUUUGCUAAGACCAGAUCUUCCAAUUGCGAGUCUUAUCAAAGUGGCACGUAAGCAAAGAAAGAAAGAAGAGCAGCUAAGGCGGCCGUUCUACAAUUUAUCUUUGGCGGCUUUAAGAUUUGUUCUUGGACAAUCAACUGUCGAUUAUAACGAGGUUUAUUCACUUUUCUCCAUGGUUUUGCAGAUUGUUGGAAUGUUUCAAGAUGAGGAUGUUAGAAGAGGUUACACGGAUUCAUUCCUCGAGCAAUCUCUGGAAUUUUUCGGGGAUGAGAAAUCUGACAUUUUGUUUGAAGUAUUGGUCAAUCACAUAAUGGAAGGAUCAUUAACUGUCUUACCGCCACUAAUUUUCAAGAAGAUGUUGAAACAUUACGCGGAUAUCGGGAGAACAGCCGCGGUUGAGGAGUUGAUUGUAAUGCUUGAUCCCAAAAUGUUGGACAUAGAUCUUGCGGUAAAACUUUGCAUAGAGUAUGGACUCUUCGAUGCACUGGUAUACAUCUGGAAUGAGAUUUUCGGCGACUACAUUACUCCCCUUGUGGAUGCAAUUUGUAAGGUUAGCCAGUUGCCUCAGAAAUGCACUUUAUUCGCCAAUUUAGAAGUGAAGGAUAUGAUAAAGAUUUUUGAUUACCUUUCAUUUACUCUCACCGGAAGACGUUAUCCUGGAACGACGCCCAUAACUCCGUUAGAAUUACAAGCACAGGUCAAGACGAAUCUGUACAGUGUGGCUUUCAGUGGAACUUGCAUCGAAUGGCCUGCCGGUGGCUCUGAAAAGAUUCACACCAAAUUAGAACCGUCAGAUGAGCCCGCAUUUCCAUAUUUUAAGCUGCUAUUGGAAUACAAUCCAGUAAGAUUCUUAUCGACAUUAAACGAAGCCUUUGAAGAUCCCUAUUUCAACGAGAGUGAUCCACUGCUAGGCAGCGAGCAGCAGACGGUUCCGGUCAAUCGUCAAAAUAUCAUUCAUGUCAUGCUGGACAUUAUUCGCAGUAGUCCCGACGACAAAAGCUUGCAAAAGGCGCUGCUAGCUAUAUUUGUGGCCGGAAACUCAGCGAAAUACACUCAGUUCAUCCACCUAUCCAAUCAAGAUCUUGAAAAGGUGACUGAUGCUCUUUGCCAGUACCCACAGCCGGAGCUCAGGAAGGAUCUUCAAAUGGCUCUUGAGUCUCUUGUCACAGCAUACACUCCUUACGACACUGAAAAGCUCAUUAUGCGACUUAAAGAAAAGGAUUUCAAAAGAGUUCUUUUUACAAUGUACUUAAAGACCAAGAGAUACGUUGAUCUAUUUCUUUUAGUGGUCGAGUCUCGUGAUACUGGGACGGAUUUCGAUGAAGACAUCGUGCCGCUUGUGAAACUGGUGUUAGCAAAGACCAGGCUUGACGCCAUUGCGCACGUCUCGAUUAUCAAUAUCAUAAAGGAUAACUUCCCUUGGUUAGUGGAGAAGUUAGGGCCCGAGAGAGCUGCCUUGAGUUUCGAAAACUACGAUUCGGAGAUCCAUAAUUUUGUGAUGACGCUUCAUGAUCAAAAAUCCCAGCGAGAAUAUUUGGGGACAGUAUCGAUGUUGCCAUCUUCGCAGCAUUUAAACCUCGAGCUCAAAAAGCUAUACAUCGAGCUGACAAUCGAAAAAAUGAGCAGAGAGAAACUGAUCCCUUGGUUGGACAGUAUAAAUUUCAAAAAUGUGGAUGCUCAUCUCGUUCUCAGUCUCCUUCUAGCAAGAAAGCAUUUCGAGGGAGCAUCAGUUAUUCACAUGCGUCUCCAGAAGUACACAGCAGUUGUUGAUGACUUGCUUCAUUGCCUUAGAGAAUGGUUUCAGCUAGAGUCUCAACCAUAUCAAAUUCUCGACAGUUAUCUAGCGUUAGCGGUCGAUGCUGCUAACGCUUCACAUGAAGACAGACAAGCCAAUUGGACAAACUUAUUAGCUUGUUUGAUCGAACAGUACGGCAACCAUAAAAUGAACAGCGAGCACAGAGAAAAUUGCAACAAAGCCUUACAGAAGCUCUUUGUCAGGCUUGCUAUCUCCGAUGCACCCUCAAAAGGGGACAAUAUUGGAGAGUUUUGGACUAUCCUUACUGGUGUUUUAGAACACCAAGACGUAAUAAUGCGGAGAGCUCAGGAUUUGAAAGAGCUGCUUCUGGACAUUUUUAAGGCAUAUAAUAUUCAGGAACACAUAUCGAGGAUGAUUUUGAAGAUAGUGGAAGAUUCUUCCGGAGGUAUUACACGGCAAUACAAUGAUCGCCUUCAAAAUGGCCAUUCAAUUUAUAACGACGAGUGUGAGGCUUGUGGAAAGAAAAUAUGGGGAAAAGGUCUCAAUCCUGAUAUAUUUCGAGUUUGGGAAGCUGAGAUGAGAAAAAUGCUCAACUAUAAGGAUGUGAAAGGCUUAUCCAUCAUAGUGUUCUUUUGUCGUCAUGGAUUCCAUAAAGGCUGCCUAGACAAUCUGGGACAAUACGAAGAUGCAUAUUUCUGCUUGAUAUGCAAUAAACAAAAAUAA
Molecule: messenger RNA, 3777 nt
Organism: Torulaspora delbrueckii
Lineage: Eukaryota; Fungi; Ascomycota; Saccharomycetes; Saccharomycetales; Saccharomycetaceae
Gene: VPS8
Product: CORVET complex membrane-binding subunit VPS8
Exons: 1
Coding region: 1-3777 (1258 amino acids)
Biological process (GO): endosomal vesicle fusion; protein targeting to vacuole
Cellular component (GO): HOPS complex; late endosome
Molecular function (GO): protein binding
Source: RefSeq, a predicted model, not a curated record